This is a messenger RNA of Mustela lutreola (European mink), 3367 nucleotides long. It is a transcript of the gene TTLL9, whose product is annotated as tubulin tyrosine ligase like 9. Gene Ontology annotation, biological process: protein polyglutamylation; microtubule cytoskeleton organization. Gene Ontology annotation, molecular function: ATP binding; tubulin binding; tubulin-glutamic acid ligase activity. Lineage: Eukaryota; Metazoa; Chordata; Mammalia; Carnivora; Mustelidae. The transcript is spliced from 15 exons. The record is from RefSeq and is a predicted model, not a curated record. Gene Ontology annotation, cellular component: cilium. Bases 57 to 1442 code for a protein of 461 amino acids.
GCGAGGCCUGCGCGCAGCUAGGCAGCGGUUUGGGUCCGGCGCUGGGGGAUCGUACCAUGUCGCGCCCGAAGAAUCAAAAUUACAAGGGCCACGGAUUGUCAAAGGGAAAAGAGCGAGAGCAGAGAGCGUCCAUCCGAUUCAAGACCACUCUCAUGAAUACGCUCAUGGACGUCCUUCGCCACAGGCCAGGCUGGGUGGAAGUAAAGGAUGAAGGGGAGUGGGAUUUCUACUGGUGUGACGUCAGCUGGCUCCGGGAGAACUUUGACCACACCUACAUGGACGAGCACGUGCGGAUCAGUCACUUCCGAAACCACUACGAGCUGACCCGCAAGAACUACAUGGUCAAGAACCUGAAGCGAUUCCGGAAACAACUGGAGCGCGAGGCCGGAAAGCUGGAGGCAGCCAAGUGCGACUUCUUCCCCAAAACCUUUGAAAUGCCGUGCGAGUACCACCUGUUUGUGGAGGAGUUCCGCAAAAACCCGGGAAUCACCUGGAUCAUGAAGCCCGUAGCGCGCUCUCAGGGGAAGGGCAUCUUCCUCUUCCGGAGGCUGAAGGACAUCAUGGACUGGAGGAAGGGUACCGCAGGAAAGAAGCUCACUAGCUUAGAAGCCCCGCCAGCCCGCAGCACUGUCAAUCCUUCUGGAAGCCAUGAUGCAAGAAGUUCUGACGACCAAAAGGAUGAGAUCCCUGUGGAGAACUACGUGGCUCAGCGCUAUAUUGAAAACCCCUACCUGAUAGGAGGCCGCAAGUUUGACCUACGUGUCUAUGUGCUGGUGAUGUCGUACAUCCCGCUUCGAGCCUGGCUGUACCGGGAUGGCUUUGCCCGAUUCUCCAACACCCGCUUCACCCUGAGCAGCAUUGAUGACCAGUAUGUCCACCUCACCAAUGUUGCUGUGCAAAAGACAUCUCCUGACUACCACCCAAAGAAGGGCUGCAAGUGGAUGCUCCAGCGCUUCCGUCAGUACCUCGCGUCCAAGCACGGGCCUGAGGCGGUGGAGACGCUCUUCAGUGAUAUGGACAACAUCUUUGUCAAGAGCCUGCAGAGCGUGCAGAAGGUGAUCAUCAGUGACAAGCACUGCUUUGAGCUGUACGGCUAUGACAUCCUCAUAGACCAGACCCUCAAGCCGUGGCUCCUGGAGGUCAACGCCUCCCCAUCGCUGACAGCCAGCAGCCAGGAGGACUAUGAGCUCAAGACCUGCCUCUUGGAAGACACCCUGCAUGUCGUGGACAUGGAGGCCAGGCUCACAGGAAGGGAGAAGAGAGUGGGAGGCUUUGACCUCAUGUGGAAUGAUGGCCCUGUCAGCAGAGAAGAGGGGCCUCCUGACCUGUCUGGGAUGGGGAACUUUGUGGCCAACACACACCUUGGCUGCGUCAAUGACCGGAACAACCAGCUGAGGCAGCUGUUCCGCUCCCUUCAGAACCAGAAGAAAGUCUCCAGUUAGUCCUGGCUGCAGGGACAGCAACCUGACCAGGAGGUGCUCCCCCCACCCCGUCUCCUCCUCACCCAUUCCCAGCACAGCAGUACCUCCAAGCACUUACCUCCCUCCCUCUGGCCUGGCGGCAGCUUUGCAGACUAACCAGGCUACCGUCUGCUCUCCACUUCUCUGAGUCCCCACCCUGGGCACCUCUGCACCCAGAGACAGCUAAUCCCUGGGGCUGGAUGUGUCUUAACCUUGUGGGGCUAUUGGGCCCAGCGAGAACAGCUGCGGCAAGCCCUACUACUCCAGAAAGACCACAUCUAAUAAAUGAGCACAGGCCUUACUUACUUGGAGUCACUGCACAAUGGGCCCUGGCUCAGGGGAUGCUGUUGGCUGAAGCCAAGUCUUCCCGGAUUUGACCCUUUGAUGUCUCAAAGGUUAAAAUGAUCCCUCGGAAGGAAGGAUUCAGGGACUAGGGAACUGGUCUUAAGGCUGACUUGCAAAGCAAGCAGUUACUAGAUUGUAUUUACUGGGCUCUGGGGAAGGCUGAUUCUUAAGUACUUCUUUGUCUCCUUUCAACACCCGGACCUGGUGUGUCAGGGAACUCAUGGAGCUCCCCCAUCUGAAAACCAGUGGACCAGAACAUCCCCAUGUCUCAGAUGGACAAGGUAAGGAUCCGGAAGGCAGGGCUGCUAAGCAAGUGUCUUUGCAAAGGUGCACCCAUGAGUCAGCUGGGGGAUGCAGGUGCCUUCUGCGUCUUCCUGGGAGCUGAGCUUUUUAAACCAGAAAGCCUUGCUUGGCAGGCAAGGAGACGGCGUAGGGAGUUGGGCGAAAAGUCAAAAGUUCUGCAUUUUCUCCAUAUUCCCCAUUCCUAAGCCUCCUCUUGGUUUAAGAGAGAUUGCCACAGGGCAGGCUGUGGGCGAACGGCUCCAUGGGGGACCUACCUGUGGGACCCAGGUAGCACCGUUGCAACUCUCCCUGCUGCGUGACAGCUCUUGGGUUGCAAAUAGCAGAUUCUGAUUGCCUAGGGAAGGGCUGGGCAUUUGGAAGGAAAAAUACUGGCAAACCCCGGAAGUGAACCAUCUAGCCUUGGGAAGGCCAGAAGCCAAGCCACUCUGCGCCUCCUGCCUCCAGAGCAUGGGGACUUCCUUGCAUCCUUGUGACGGAGGCAAGACCAGGCACAGGCUCAUUUCCAGGACAGCCAAUCCGAUUGGCUCUCCUUUGGCUUAGCCACCACCCCACUAGACAGGCAGGUGUUAACGUUCAGAUAGGAAUCCUGGGCCAGGCAUACAUCCCAGGGACUGCAACAGCCAUGUCCAUGUGUCCUUUCACCCUUGUUCUCCAACCCUGCAGCUUCUGUCUUUGGGGCAGGUCCGGGGGGACGGGACACCAUGAGGCAGUGCGAGAACACAGAUGACUGGAUUAGACCCCUCUGUUCACUUGCUUUUCUCACUUACUACAUCUUGGAACUUACUCCCAGGGAGUGCUUAGACAGCUUCCUCAUUCUUGAUGACAGUGUACUGUAUUCCACUAUCUGAAGCUAUCUUUUUCUUUAACUAGUCUACUAUGGACAGACAUCUAGCUUCCGAUUCCAUCUCCCCACUUUAGGGAAAGCACAUGCUAUUCUACUUAAAUUCAAGACACAGAAUCAGGUAUGGGCCAAAUUUGGCUUAUGUAAGGUAUACUGUUUGGCCAACACCUAAGUCUCUGAAAAUCUCUGCAUUAGCAAUAUUUGAAAGACAAAAUUUAACUUAAAAAUCCAAAUUUCUAGCUCCUCUCGAAAACAACAACAAAAAUAAAACAUUAAGAUCUGGCCAUACCAGCCUAUGUUCCUGAAUCAUUAUGGGCUGAAGCCAAGUGGGGCGAGGGGACCAGGGGAGGCCAUUACCGUUGAUACUGCCUGUCGAGUCCUGCCAUCAUUUCCCAACAGGAGCCACUGUCCCUUCAUA